AUGGAUGAAUUUACCAUCAAAGUCAUCGGUCAGAUAAUCGAGUUCUUCCUCAACAUCCCCGCGUUCUGGCUGAGCGUCAAAUUUCUUCAAGCCUUGUAUAAAACCAAUCUAUUUUUGACGAAUCAAAAGUAUUACGUUGGAACAAUUGUGCUGUCAGGGAUUGUUACGGUUGUUACAAAGUAAGCAGCAGCUUUCGGUGGCUCCAAUAGGUUUGUUUUUUGCGUUAAAUCCUUUUUUUCCAGGGUCUUCCUCCGGAUUCAAGAGCAUUUCAUAAAAUACCCCGACCUUGUUUCGCUCUUACUUGGCUAUGUUCAUAACCUGGCUGAUAGCGUCAUACUCAACAUGCUCAUUCAAAUCAUGAUCUUUGUGGACUGCUUUUACUCUACAGUGCAACCAAAUGAUAUCAGAAAGGAGACAACGAUUUCCAUCUGCGUUUUAUUGGUACGUCUUAGAUGCCAUGCAUCGCGUUAACUAUUAUACAUACAUAUAUUUUUUUAUCGAUUUUCUUUCAGUCCGUGAUUUCAUUCUUCCAUCAACGACUGGGUGAAGGCGCCAUGACUUUUGCCUUACUGGGAUUCCUCAAUUUUAUUUGUUGGCUGACGGUGAUUGGAUUAAUUUUGAUUGGAAGAUUCAGAUACAAACAUCAAGCCGUUGGUGAUAUUAAGGAGAAAUAUAGAGUAGGUUUUGGUUGCCAGUAAUAUAAUGGUUAAAAGGCCGUUCAACAAAGGGCAUAGUUGAUCCAACGUUUUGUCAAAAAAUCAAGUAGCAGUAAGGUUAUUAAUUUAAUCAAGUAGCAGUUAGGUUAAGUAGCAGUUAGGAGAGUAAGGUUAGGAUUACUAAACUCGGUCUGAAAAAGAAAGGAUCCCAAAUCUAACGCUCAGUUUUUCUUUACAUUAGGACACUGCAUAGUUUAAACCCUUGAGGUCUUACCCGGCGCUUUGCAGAGCCCCAGGUUCAACGGUCUUCUAAGGCAAGCGCAAAUGCCGAGUGAGCUAACAAAAGUGGUCUAUGUGGUCUACUAAAGCCGUCAUGGUCGAGCGUUUUUUUUUCAGAUAGUUGUCUCUCUCCGGACCUUGGCCGUUCUAAAGCCCUUGGCGAUUCUUAGUGCUCUCCGCAACUUUAUACUGGAUACAACUCUAUUGCUUUUGCAUUUGUAAGUUUUUUGGUAACAUAUGGAACACUGUUGGCUUUACGUGAAAUUCUGACAUGAAAUUUCCGUUCCAGAGAAGUCACCCCCAAGAACACGGCCGUUGGCUUUAUUUACGCGUACACCAUGACAUUCUACACCCUUUUUUGUCCCAUUGUCAUGAUCAAAAACCACGACGAGCUGAAGAAAAUCUUUGGGAUUUAUCGUCAGGUGGAAGACAGUGUGUCAACGAAAGCUUCGGUUACUCAGGAAGACAAGUUUAUCCCGAAAAAUGUGGUCGGGGAAUGUUUGAGGGUACCCAAUGAAAGGGACCAUCAUUUCAAGCAAAUCACUUCGAAUUGGAACGCAAUGGCUGUGCAGAGGGAGAGCACCAUUCAUACUGUGACUGUCAUAGAUCUGUAA
Messenger RNA from Bursaphelenchus xylophilus (pine wood nematode), 1549 nucleotides. The record is from the annotation of a GenBank genome assembly. NCBI's taxonomy places the organism in Eukaryota, Metazoa, Nematoda, Chromadorea, Rhabditida, Aphelenchoididae.